Molecule: messenger RNA, 2992 nt
Organism: Alosa alosa (allis shad)
Lineage: Eukaryota; Metazoa; Chordata; Actinopteri; Clupeiformes; Clupeidae
Gene: adkb
Product: adenosine kinase b
Exons: 12
Coding region: 1065-2123 (352 amino acids)
Biological process (GO): purine ribonucleoside salvage
Cellular component (GO): nucleus; cytosol
Molecular function (GO): adenosine kinase activity
Source: RefSeq, a predicted model, not a curated record
AAUGUAUCUGGGACCUAGACAUGGCACCUGGAAUGCGUCUUCGUUACGUGAAGGAACUGCUUGCAAGUGAAAGAUAGCUGUAGCCUACGUUACCUAAAAUUAGCUUUAACAGCGUUAUGCAAGAUGCUAAACAUUGUGCUGGAUUAGUAGAGUAUUUAGUUGACAUUAGUCAGUAUUAACUAAUCUAAUGUUGCAAAUAAGGGUAUGUAUUUGCUGAAAGGCCAAAUGUGCAACAGUGUGACGAUAAGUCGAUAUGAGCCCUAUGAUGCUCGAGCUAGCUAGCUCUUGACGGCUGGCUAACGUUAAUGUUAUGACAGGGAUGCUCAAUGAAUUCAUGCUGUAGAUUAGCCCCUCCGUAUGCUAUAUUGUUAGUAAUAUUGGCAGCUGUAGUAACGUUGACGUUAGCUGUUAAGGUGACAAUUGACGUUAAUGAAAGUUGAGGAUGCCGAGGUUGGUUCAUCUUAUUAGACGCAAUGGGCCCUUUGCGAAAGACUAGCCUGCAGCAAAAGCACGAGGUAAGUUCUCUUGAAUUGAAAUGUUGUUGGUUGAGAGCUUGGUCAAUGUCAACUGCACGGAAUGACUCUUGACAGUGAUUAGUUGGCUGCAAUGCACAAAGCAGUGAGUGCAUAGCACAUACGAUACGACUGUCACGUGUUUUUGGCUGUCAAAAUGAGCUUUGUAUAGGUCGGGAAUACCUUUUCAGUUAGAUGGAUAGUCGCCACUUCAGAACCCAGCAAACGGCAGAUUUCUGCGCCACGGUGAACAACAUUACCAUAAUCAUUGCGAUCAACCACGCAUUUUGAAGGCAAAUAUGAUUUUCCAUCAAGACCCAAAAUAGACGAUGCAUUUUCAACCAACCAGAUUCUUGGAGAAAAGCACACGUGCCUCCCACUUCUGGAUGUAACCAAUCAGUUUAGCAAACAGUUGUUGGGUUCCGGUUUCAACAAAAUUAGACAACUAAAACGCAUGCUGUCCCUCCUGGAUGUUGAUAUUGAGAUUUUAAAAGCCGUGAACGCUUGAAGCCACAGUUUGUCAACACUUAGAGAGCUCCGGUAUCAACAGCCAUGCCAGCUUCCAGACACGAGGACAACUCAUUUCUCCAAAAUGCCCUGUUUGGGAUGGGAAACCCUCUGCUGGACAUUUCUGCGGUGGUGGACAAGGACUUCUUGGACAAGUACGGACUGAAGCCCAAUGACCAGAUCCUGGCAGAGGACAAACACAAAGAACUGUUUGAUGAGAUUGCCAAGAAGAGCAAAGUGGAGUACCAUGCCGGAGGCUCAACGCAGAACUCUGUCAAAAUUGCCCAGUGGAUGAUCCAGGAGCCCCACAAAGUGGCCACGUUCUUUGGCUGCAUCGGCACGGACCGCUUCGGUGAGAUCCUCAAGCAGAAGGCCGCGGAGGCCCACGUGGACGCGCAGUACUACGAGCAGAGCCAGGAGCCCACCGGCACAUGUGCUGCCUGCAUCACAGGAGAGAACAGGUCCCUGGUUGCUAAUCUGGCCGCGGCGAACUGCUACAGCAAAGAGAAGCACCUGGACCUGGACGCCAACUGGGGCCUGGUGGAGAAGGCCCGCGUCUUCUACAUUGCAGGCUUUUUCUUGACCGUGUCGCCAGCCUCCAUUCUGAAGGUGGCCAAGCACGCAUCAGAGAACAACAAGGUGUUUGGCCUGAACCUGUCAGCGCCGUUCAUCAGUCAGUUCUUCAAGGAGCAACUCAUGAGCGUCAUGCCCUACGUGGACGUUUUAUUCGGCAAUGAAACGGAGGCAGCCACGUUUGCCCGAGAGCAAGGCUUUGAGACAGAGGAUAUUGGAGAAAUUGCACAGAAGGUGCAGAACCUGCCGAAGGUGAACAAGAACCGCCAGCGAAUCGUGGUCUUCACGCAAGGCAAGGACGACACCGUGGCCACCGUCGGUGAUAAUGUGACGAAUUUCCCAGUGCUAGACAUUGAUCAGAAUGACAUUGUGGACACUAACGGGGCUGGAGAUGCUUUUGUUGGAGGUUUCCUGUCGGAACUGGUCCUGGAGAAGCCCCUGGAGCAGUGCAUCCGGGCCGGCCACUACGCCGCCAACGUCAUCAUCCGGCGUGCGGGGUGCACCUUCCCAGACAAGCCCGACUUCCAAUAACCUCCACAACCUCACGCCUCUUCCUCCUCCUCUUCAUCUUCCUCUUCCCCUAAACACUGUGUAUUUCCAUAUCCUCUGCCUCUCUCUCUUUUUUGAUCUCUGCCUGUCCACGCAUUCACUAUAAAGUGCACUAUUAAAAACCAUAUAGUAGUUAUUCACUAUAUUGUGCACUGCAUGACGCUAUGUGCACUCUAAAGUAAAUAACUAAUGAGGUUGCUAUUCACUUUAAAGUGCACUAUGUAGUGAGUGAGUGGAUAUUCUGAACAUAGACACUUUUUGUUUUGUAUUUUUUCAGCCUCUGUAAUGUUGCCUGCAUCUCAGACUCUUAAUGUGCCUCUAUGUUUUUGUUUACACUUUCUAUUCCUUGGCAGGGCUCCACAGAUAUUGCAAAUGUGUAUGUCUGAUGCAUCACACUAAAAUUAAUUCCUCCGUGUGUGAGAAGCAGCCUGAACUUGAACUGUAGCUGUCCAAAACAGCAUCACAGUAGUCUUUUUUUUUUACACACAAAUAGCAAUCUCCUUUGUAUUUAAUACUGAAAUGAAAGAAAAUAUGUAAAGAAAAUCCAGUAUUUGGAAUGCAAACAUAGAAUAGCAGUCAAAUGUAAGUGUAAUUGAUGUCAUAGAUUUCAUAUUUCAGGCUAAGGAACAAGAAUAGACAUAUUUGGCAAUUAUUGUUGUGAAGCUCAGGUUGUAUCUGUAAACACACAAUCCAAUAUUUAAAAGAAAAGGUACACGCUUGUUGUUUGUUGAAGGUCAAGAUCUGUCUGUAUACUCUAUAACACGGCCAAGCGUCAACGUAAUGCAAUCAGACAAGACAAAUAAAUAGAAGAAGAAGAGAAAAAAAUGAUUGAGAAUGAUUUUGAAUGUGAA